Armigeres subalbatus is the source of this 3332-nucleotide messenger RNA. RefSeq names its product homeobox protein Hmx (gene Hmx). Gene Ontology annotation, molecular function: RNA polymerase II transcription regulatory region sequence-specific DNA binding; DNA-binding transcription factor activity, RNA polymerase II-specific. Gene Ontology annotation, biological process: regulation of transcription by RNA polymerase II. Gene Ontology annotation, cellular component: nucleus. The record is from RefSeq and is a predicted model, not a curated record. The coding region runs from base 562 to 1965 and encodes 467 amino acids. NCBI's taxonomy places the organism in Eukaryota, Metazoa, Arthropoda, Insecta, Diptera, Culicidae. The transcript has 4 exons.
CGCGUGAGCGAAGGGUGUAGAACCGAAGCACAGCGGCAAUAAAAUCCAUAACAAAACAAACAAGCGAUUCACAAGUUGUUUGUUAAAUGGGGUCUAAUAAUUUUGUUGUAUGUUAAACUCAUUUUGUAAUUUGAACGCUGCCGACGAGUAAACAACGUGUGUUCUGUCGCUCGGAUGUGUUAUACCAGUGGUGGAUAUCCUGAACGUGGACGAUGACGGCACUGCAAGGUGACCGGACGGUAGUGUGAAACGGUGUUAUCGAACGGACGUAUCGCACAGCGCUGAGAAGCAAGCUGACUGGGAUUUAGUUUAGCAGAAGCGUUUGAACACAAGUGUCGAGACACAAAAGGAUGGCGAUUACGAGAGAUUGUGCAGUGGUAGUGAUUGCAAUUAUCUGAAGUGGCUCGAUGCGGUCGAAGAUAGUCGAGUGCAAGAGUACAUCAAUGAAGUUAUGAGUGAUUAGUUUCAAGUGAUAUUUAAAAAUCUAUUUUAAUUGAGAUUGAUUGACACAAAAGUUGAAUUGUAUUGUGUUGAGGUUUCGUAUUGAUUGCGGUUACAAUAAUGUCUUCCCCCGAUUUGGAUAUCGAUGUUAAUGUGGUGUCCAGCCCGGAGCCGAGCCCACGUGGAGCCGUAGACAGCCCUCGUGGUUUGCACAGCGAUGAUGAGCAAAUAUCCUCGCCGGACAGCUCUCAUCCGCACCUUAGCCACCUGCACCACCCGGCCCUAUCUAGUCACCUGCAGCACAGUGCAACUAGUCAACACAACUAUCAUAGCAUAGCCAGUGGCUUAAGUAAUAACAACAAUAGUUUCUCGCAUAGUCCCGAAUCUCGGCUGAGUCCACCGAAAACGCCACCGUCGACGGAUGGACACUCGCAGCCGGGUGGUGGUGGGCAGGUCACUCUUGGGAAAACCGGAGCUACGCCUGGAUAUACUAGUUUUUCAAUUUCGAGCAUCCUCAGUCGGAAUGAGCCAAGUUCGAAGAAAGGAGUGAUAGCACCUAUUGCGUCGCUUCCGUUGUCCGCCGCGGCAGCAGCAGCGGCGGCGGUUGCGUCAUCGAAUGGGAACGGAAGUAUCAACGGUGCCACCAGCCCGCAGGAUGUCACAAUGCUAUCGAGGUUAGGAAUCAUGUCACACUGGAGCGCGAUAGCGAAUCGUUAUGCGGCGGUUUUUCCACCCGGAUGGCCCUGGCCCCCGGCCUCCCAUCGGAUGCCAUUUCACAGCCCGACCAACGAUAAUGUAGGCAGCAUACUGGAAAACCAAUCUCCAUCGCUGACGCCGCCCCCAUCGCACCAAUCCAAGACACCGCCACCGCAUCCGGCGUUCAUGGGGAACGCGGGCAGAACGGUCGGUGGUGGUGGCAUCGGAGGAAGUGUCAUCAGCACACACGGUACCGCCGGUGGCGCUCACAACGGGCUCGGUUCCGGCGGAAGCAGCCUCGGUGGUGGCAGCGGCAGCACCGGCGGCGAUGAUUGCGAAUCCGAUGACGACGGGCAGGAGAUUAUCGAGGAGGACGACGAUGGCAGCGACCGGCCGUCGGAUUCGGCUUCGCCCAAUUCGAACGGCGCGAUGCAGUCCAAGCGGAAAAAGAAAACCCGAACCGUGUUUUCGAGGGCGCAGGUUUUCCAGCUGGAGUCAACGUUUGAUUUGAAAAGGUACCUCAGCUCGUCGGAGCGCGCCGGUCUGGCAGCAUCCCUUCGGCUCACCGAGACGCAGGUGAAAAUCUGGUUCCAGAACCGUCGCAACAAAUGGAAGCGGCAACUCGCGGCCGAACUGGAGGCAGCCAAUAUGGCGAACAUGGCGCAUGCGGCCCAACGACUGGUUCGCGUGCCCGUCCUGUACCACGAGGGGGCCGCCGGUGGGUUUGUUCCACCUCCUCCGCAUCCCCACUCCCAGCAGCUGUACUACACGGCGGCGGCGGCGCGUGGCGGCAGCCCACCCCGGCCACCGCUCUCGUCCUUGGUGUAAUAUUGCGUUUCGAACAUCGGUACUACAACUGUCGUCGGCAGCGGCAAUUGUGCUGGUGGUAGUGGCGAUGGUGGCACUUGUACCGGCAGCAGCCAGAACUAGUACCAAUCUGUGGAAUGGAGUAAUAGGGAAUCCCCUGAUAGGAACCAACAACUUCAGAGUUGAAUCGCUUUGUGAAGCAAUUUUAACGUAAUACAGAGAAUUCCAAAUAGAGCAGAGAAAUAUGGUUUUAACCUUAGUAGAAGCAGAGGCAAAAGCGAUCUCCAGAGAAUAUACAGUAAAUGUGUAAAUAGUGUGCAGGCGCAAAAUAAGUUUUAUAGAGAGUCGUAUCCAGGCGAUGAAAUCAUUUGGACAACAGAAAUAUUUUAAAGUUAGAACCGCAAUGAAGAAUGACUGCAAUAAAUCACGCUCCUCGUGUAAGAAAUAUUUGAGAUAAAAAUAAACUUUGGUUGGAAAUAAAUUUGAAAAAGGGCAUUGUCAACACCAGAGCAGUUUUCCAAAACAUGCUGAUUGAAUUUGAUCUUCAACUUUCGAUGGUUCAUUAUUUAUUUAAAAUGAAAUCCAGAUUGUCGGUAACACGUUUAGUUUGGUGAUUAUAUUUCAGUUGCUUUUUCCGGUAUAUCUACCUUGAAUUUCGAGAGACGCAUGAGAAAUUCAAUAUUUCCAAUUGAAAUGAAUUCCAAUCGAAAAGAAUUGAAUAAGCUUCCAAAACUAAGUUUGCUUCCAUAUGUUAAUUUCAUAAAAACUGAACGUGUUAAAACAAAUCUGUAGAAAAACGCCAUUUGAAUUGUUGAAAUUAGGUAAAAUUGAUUUAUUACCCGUGGUUUACGAUUCCAAAGCUACAACAAAAUUCCAACCAAAAGAGGAGUGUAAAUAUCGAGUUUUAUAAAGUUCCCAUGUAUCUGACUCCGUAAAUAUGUAUUUUAAAUAGCCCUAGAAAACAAAAGUUAAUGAUAGAAAAAAAAUAAUCGCUUUACUUGUGUAGACUAUUUCAAAAACUAAACAAAUCUUCUAACCGAAAAUAAAUACAAACUAUUACGCCUGGUUUAGCCCCAAUAUUUUCUGUUCAGUAGCCGAUUAUUACGACUCGUUUCCGACAUUCCAGUUGUACAGUGUGUAUAAAGUAUCGUUUUAAGGCCUUAGUUCACAGAUAUGUUUGUAUAUUUAUUACAAAACGUACAGUACAGAUAAGUAGACUAAUAUGAAGAAUGACUUUAAUAGCGUUUAACAAGGAACAUCACCUAAAAUGGAUCCUAGAAGUGCAUUGCGUCAUACAAGGCGGCUUGAGUGCCACCGACUACUGCAUCUCGAUUGAAAUACCUAAUGACAUAUGCGAAAUAUAAUAUUCACACAAUUGUUAUAUAAAA